AUGGGAAACAGUGCCUUAAAAGCGCAUUUGGAGACAGCACAGAAAACAGGAGUAUUCCAGCUGACGGGAAAAGGCCUUUCUGAGGUAAAGACCUAUAUCAUAAACAUGUGCCUCAAAUGAUUUUAUACUGCAUAAUGCAAGAGACAGAGAGAAAUAUUUGUGCUUUGAAGAGUUUUUAAAUUUUUGAAAUCAAUUUUUGAUAUGUUAGUGGGAUAAGAAGCAUAGAAAUGUCAGUUGAAUGGGUUCUAAUUAAUGUAUCUUAUCCUAGCUAUAAAAAUAAAAGCUAUUGGGUUUAGUGAGGCUUAUUCACCAGUAAAUGUGUUUUGGAUUACAACUUUAGACCAUUGCUGCUCAGGUGAGAUAGGAUGGGAACAUAUAAGAUUUUGCAUUGCUUAUGCUACCUAUCAUAGUGGACAUGACAUACUGUGAUAAAUUUUGUGUAAUAUGUAGUUUAAUUGUCAAUUUUGGAGGAUAUUCCCAAAUUAAAUUGUCCCUCUAGUCUUUUCACACCAUUUAUAGUUUUGUAAUUCUGUCCUGCAACCUUAUAAACCUAAAAAGCUCCUUGCCUGCACCUUUUAUUAUCUUACCUACCCACAUAUACUUAAUGCAAUUUGUGUCGUUCUGGAAUUUUCACAUGAUUUCUGAAUUGCUUUUUCAGUUUCCUGAAGAUCUGCAGAAGCUUGCAAGUAACCUCAGAACAAUAGAUUUGUCGAACAAUAAGAUUGAGGUCCUACCACCACUAAUGGGAAAAUUCUCUGUGUUGAAGAGCCUUGCUUUAAAUCACAACAAGCUGAGUAAGACUUCUUAAAUAACUCAUCAGCUUGCUGAAAUUAAUUCAGUGGGACUUAGUGACAGGAAAAAUAUAUAUUUAGGAUUGCAGCCUACAUUACCACAAGUUUAAUUCCAUCAUUUUCUUUCAAAGUAAUAGAGAUAACUCAAUACAUUGGUUAAAAGCUUUGCAGCUUAGUAGAGGAUGCUGUAAAGCUUGCAAAAACAGAUUUUGUCACCAUUGCGAUUCCAGGUUGCUAAGAUACUCAAAAUUAUCUCAUCUUAUUGAAAUGCUCGUGACUUGUGAACCAAGCACUUAACUUGAAAAAUUGCCUUUAACCAUGCCCUACCUCUCCUCCUUCAUUUUCCACAAGCAGCUAGAGUUCCAAAGAGAAGGUAGAGCCUGCACACUAAUUCGGGCAAUUGUAGCUUAUCCAUUCUAUAUCUUCAUGUAUUGUAAGAUAAAAUGUUGACUGUAUCCUAACACAAUGGGGUGCUGUAUGAUUCCACAACAGUGACCUUUAUACUAUAAUUGUUCUUUCCUCCGAACAGCUUGAUUUUAUUUGUUUAUAUAUAUAUUUUUGCUAGCUGCACUACCUGAAGAGCUGUGCAAGCUGAAAAAAUUAGAGGCGUUGCAUCUGAAUGGCAACCAGCUGACGCAGUUACCGGCUGCCUUUGGACAACUUUCGGCACUAAAGACCCUGAGUCUUUCUGGAAACAAGCUCCGAACUGUACCUGUCCAGCUCUGCAGCCUGCGUCACCUAGAUGUGGUGGAUCUCUCCAGAAAUCAGAUCCAGAGUGUGCCAGAUACAGUUGGGGAUUUGCAGGCCAUUGAACUAAACUUGAAUCAAAACCAGGUCUGGAAACUAGUUUUUGUAGCUGUAUAUCAUUCAGGAGGAAAGAGCUUCUCAAAGCACAAGCGUCACUUAAAUUUCUACUGAAAUGGGGGAUCUCACUUAGAGCUGCAAGCAAAAUUUAACAUAUUCCUUUUGUUUUGUUUGCCCCUAUGGGAAACCUGCUAGGUUAUUCUCUAUUUUGUAACACAAUUUUCCAUUUGUUGAGAAGAACGUUGUAGCGUUUAUGCUUUGAACAUCAUGUCUUUCUUCAACCAGUCUUAAUUCCAUUCCAUUAAAACAAUACACCAGUGAAGUUACAUUCAAACCUUGCACAAGUGGAAGGCAGCUCAUGCAGCUGAACCUUCUGUUUCCCCCUCCUUUCCCCCUGUAGCCUCCAAAAAGCCUUUCUAGAGGGUUGAAGGGGGACUGAUUGAAUAUUGUAUGCUAUAUUUGAUGAAGCUACAGUAGGAGGGAGGAAAUAACCUGAAAUCUAGCCUGGGUGAUUCCUGUCCCCCUUCGCAUACACAGAGAGCAUAGCGCACAAUGUUCUGUAGAGAGGCUUUUGGGGAAGGUGCAGGAAAGAGAAGGGAGAAGAACACAAAGCUGUUUGUACAACACGGUUCACGCCAUUGGAGGCAGUUCUAUAGGGAAAAUAGAUUGCUUGAAGUUAUGGAGUUGUUGUUUUUUGGUUGGUAUUAUAGGGCUUGAAUUUGCAUAUUGUGCAAGCUGAAAUGACAGUGCUAUUACCAUAAUUUUAUGCAAGCAUGUCUUAAAAUGCAUUGAAAUUUUUGUAACUUUUUUUUUUAACAAGAUCACACCAAAGCACUGAACUGCUGCUAGCCAGGAUGGACAAACAUAGCCAUCAUGUUCAGUCAGAUGUUUUCAGAUCAAGGCCCAUCCCCUCAGCAUUGGUAAUAUAGAGAUACCUUAGAAAUGGGGAACUACAAAAUUCAUGGCCCUGUGAUGUUCAUAACUAAGUACUCAGACUCAGUGUUGGGAUGUUUAAUUGUAACUCUCUGUGCUAGUUCCUGCAGUGAGUCCAUCCUAGCUACCCAGACAAUUCCCCAAUAGUUUUGUGUAUCUGCAUUUUGAGCAUUCCUGCCUCUGACUAUUGAGGCUGAGCAUUGUAAUCAUGGCUAGUAGCCAUUGAUAGCUUUAUCCUCCAUGAGUUUGUCCCAUCCUCUCUUAAAGUCACCCAAGUUAGUGGCCAUUACUGCCUACUGUGAGAGCAAGUUCCAUAGUUUUAACUAUGAGCUGCAUGAAGAUAGGAUUUCUUUUAUAUGUCCUGAAUGUUCCAACUUAGCAGUGGCAGAGCAAUAACUUUUUUCCUUUCCCUGUUUGGUUCACGAUAGAUUUCCCAGAUCUCCUCACAGAUAUCUUACUGUCCACGCCUCAAGGUCCUGCGUCUGGAAGAAAACUGUUUAGAACUAAGCAUGCUUCCUCAGAGUAUUCUCAGCGAUUCUCAGAUCUCUCUGCUUGCUGUAGAGGGCAAUCUCUUUGAAAUCAAGAAACUUCGAGAAUUGGAUGGAUAUGACAAGGUCUGUACUAUUCUCUCCCCUCCCUCACCCUGCUGUAAACCAAUAGGCUUGGGGGAAAAUAAGGCUUCCAUUGGUGAAUGAAAUCAGGGGGAAAUGUUUGACUAGCAUCUUGUCCUUCAUUGAAUCCUAAUCUCUCCUACUUCCAAGACUUCUGUCAGAUAGUAGCAUUGUUCAGUUACAUUCAGUUAGGAAUAUUACAAUUCUGUUCUGAAUUUGAAGAGAGUUGUUUCAAUCAAUUACUUAAUGCUAUUUUACUUUAAAAUUUUCUAAUUCAUUUGUCCAGCACAGAACAUGAGUUUGUAGCUAAUCAGUUAUUUUUCUGAGUAGACCCAACUGAAGAGACCAAAGUUAGUCAUGUCAAUUAGUAUCAGUUGGCCUGCUCUGAUGAACACUGGCUACAACCCAUGAUCUUGAAUUAGUUCAGUAUAAGAAACUGCUGGAUAGGAAACAUUCUUGAGGAUCUCUCAUUUAUCUUCCUUUAUCUUGUAUUUAUUCCACCCAAAUUCCUAAUUUUAUCAUCUUUUUUUUUUAAGUACAUGGAGAGAUUCACAGCCACGAAGAAAAAAUUUGCCUGA
This is a messenger RNA of Podarcis lilfordi (Lilford's wall lizard), 3717 nucleotides long. The record is from the annotation of a GenBank genome assembly. Lineage: Eukaryota; Metazoa; Chordata; Lepidosauria; Squamata; Lacertidae.